UUGUUCACCAUUCCAUGAACACUCACUUUUUUGCUGCUUCUUGUAUGUUUUGAAGCUCCUGGAGUGACAUCAUUCCUCCCACUUUUAUUAAAAGGGGACUUUAUUCAGCCAGGGCUGAAGUAGACAUAAGACAGGCAUGGUUAGGAAUACUGCAUCCCAUUCCGCUGAUCCAGAAUAGAUAAAAAUGCUUUUUUCUGGGCAAAAGAGACAAGAGAUUAUCUCAUUUUGUCUUUAGUUUCUUUAAACGCUUUUCCAUUUGCCUCGUGAUUGAAGCACAAGGAUGCAACAGCGUAUGUCGAUCUUUCUGCCAGUUGCAAGGAAGAAUCCUCUUCAACCAUCAGGGGAUGCAGAUUUCCUAUCUAUGCUGAAAUGUUAUGGCUUGGAAAAAUAGUUUUUCAUGGACAUGGAUUCGCAAAAGUGGCUUGUGGGCAGAACUAGCCACUGAAAUUAUUUUUCUGCUUUCUUCCUGGUCGUUGCCAAAUGAUCCACUAUGGAGGCCCAUGAAGACAUUAACCAGACAACCCACGCUUUGGGAAGGUCUAAAAGGAACUUGACAUAUUCCUCUUAUUAUCAGCACUCGCUGCCAGUCGCUGCCAGCUACACGGUCGCCUACCUGCUCAUCUUCAUCUUCUGCAUGCUUGGGAAUGGCCUUGUUUGCUUCAUCAUUGUGAGAAACAGACAGAUGAGGACAGUCACCAACUUGUUUAUUCUCAACCUGGCCAUCAGUGAUUUGUUGGUGGGCAUUUUCUGUGUUCCCACGACACUCGUGGAUAAUUUGAUCACAGGAUGGCCCUUCAGCAACAGCAUCUGCAAGCUGAGUGGCCUGGCCCAAGGCAUGUCAAUUUCAUCAUCCAUCUUCACGCUGGUGGCGAUCGCAGUGGAUAGGUUCCGCUGCAUUGUCUAUCCAUUUAAACCCAAGCUCACCUUCAUGCAGGCGCUCAAUGUCAUUGGCAUCAUUUGGAUCCUGGCAAUUACCAUCAUGUGUCCCUCUGCUGUCAUGCUCACCGUGGCUCAGCAGGAGGGUAGCUACUUGGUCCGUGGUGACAACCAGAGCCUGGUGUACCCCUUGUAUUUCUGCUAUGAGGCCUGGCCAGAGAGUGAAAUGCACACGAUCUACACCACUGUGCUUUUUGUCCACAUCUAUGUGGCUCCAUUGAGCUUCAUAGUGUUCAUGUAUGGCAGGAUUGGAUUUAAGCUCUACAUGUCCUCUGGUCCAGUAAGCCAGCACCAAGUGAUAGGUAAAGCUCAGUGCAGCACAGUGGUUUCUAAGCAGAAGCUGAAGGUCAUUAAAAUGCUUGUCCUUGUGACACUGCUGUUCAUGCUCUCCUGGUUGCCCUUGUGGACCCUGAUGCUGGUCACAGACUAUACAAACUUGGACGAGCAGGACAUCAACCUUUUAGCUAGCUAUGUGUUCCCUUUUGCGCACUGGCUAGCCUUCUCUAACAGCAGUGUCAACCCCAUCAUCUAUGGUUACUUCAAUGAAAACUUCAAGAAGGGCUUUCGAGCAGCUUUAAGACUUCAGAGCUGCUCCAGGAAAAUGGUUCCUCGAGAAAUAUAUGCUGAGAAGACAACUGUGAGUACCAGUGGCUUUGGUGCCAGAAAUAAAAUCUUCACCAGUGGAGAGUCUUCUGAUUCAAUCUCCUUGAAGAAUUUGCAUCCUAAAGCUCCUUGUGGUCCAUCGAUUGAAGAUGAUUAGAGAGCAGGGUUCUAUGUGAUACUGAACCCUUGAACAAAGCCUGCAAAGCUUGAGAAAGAUUAAUCAGCAGAGAUUAGCUAAGACCUUUAGCUAAGAGGAGAUUCAUGAUCAAAUGAGAACAUCAAGAUCCAUAAUUUGUGUGGGUUGUUUAUAUUUGGGGGCCUCCGAAUACUGGAAGCAGAAAUAUGUUUGCUUGUGUGCAUGUCAAAAUAAUAAUAAUAAUAACAAUACUUUAUUUAUAUCCCACCCUAUCUCUCCAAGGAGAUUCAGGGUGGAUUACAGUACACAUACAUGGCAAACAUUCAAUGCCGUUUGGAGACAGGACAGAACAAGACAGACAGAAGGAGGUAUGUAAUCUUGAAGUCCAGUUUUUUGGUGCCUUGAAGGCUGCGGUUACACUGAGACUGAGUUGUAAGUCCCAACAAAACUGAAUAUUUUGUGAAAUGUACUGUAUAUGGGCUUAUAAUACAUCAUGCGUUGAUUGGUUUGCUAUUGCAAUGGUAAAUUGAGAUUUUCAUAUGGAUUUUAUUCUAUUCAUGUAAGGUCCUCAUGAAUCUAGCUACUUUAGAGUUUUAGUUAAUGGGGAUGGAGAUCUUUUCUCUUCCGUUGUGUUAUUUUUCUGACCCAUUUCAUGGUGCAUUGAAAUUUUGGAUUUCUCUAGUGACAUUUAAAAGCAGUAUGUUCUUCUGUUAUGUUGGUUAAAAUUGUUCUGCAUUUUAAAUAUUGUAUUGUUCUUUCUGUCACUUUUUUGAACUGCAAAAAAGAUAUGUGCAGUGUGCAGAAAAAAUUAUAAAUAGGAAUAUAUAAAUACCGCAAAUAAAAUAAUAAAUAAAUUUG
Anolis carolinensis (green anole) is the source of this 2533-nucleotide messenger RNA. Its product is annotated as neuropeptide FF receptor 1. Gene Ontology annotation, molecular function: opioid receptor binding; peptide binding; neuropeptide receptor activity. Gene Ontology annotation, cellular component: plasma membrane. The record is from RefSeq and is a predicted model, not a curated record. Lineage: Eukaryota; Metazoa; Chordata; Lepidosauria; Squamata; Anolidae. The transcript has 4 exons. The coding region runs from base 491 to 1696 and encodes 401 amino acids. Gene Ontology annotation, biological process: cellular response to hormone stimulus; regulation of MAPK cascade; regulation of cAMP-dependent protein kinase activity.